AGAGAGAGAAGAAAAGGCAGGAGAGAGAGAGAGAGAGAGAAGAAAAGGCAGGACCCCUGGCUGGUACUCUCUUAUAGGCACCGCAGUCGGCACAUAGGCACUUUGUUGUGUUCUGAAAAUUGGCUAGCUGCCGACGUGUAACAGCCUGAGUAGCAGAUCCUGGAAGUAUAAUCACCAUAUGACCAAAACCUCUUCCCUUUGCCUUUCAAAUAGAAGCAGAAAAUUUGCAACACCAGUUUUAUGCCUGUGAAAGAGCAACUAGAACACUGGAUGAAAAAAAAGAAAUAAAAAGGAAAAGAACAUGACUGCUUCUAGACUGGCUGAGCAAAAGGAUGAAUUUUACGGAGGCUUACUCAGAUACAUGCUCUGCAGUUGGACUUGCUACCAGAGAAGGAAAUGUUAAAAUUUUAAGGAAACUGCUCAAAAAAGGUCGAAGUGUGGAUGUUGCUGAUAACAGGGGAUGGAUGCCAAUUCAUGAAGCAGCUUAUCACAACUCUGUAGAGUGCUUGCAGAUGUUAAUUCACACAGAUUCAUCUGAAAAUUACAUUAAGGCAAAGACUUUUGAGGGCUUCUGUGCAUUACAUCUUGGUGUGAGUCAAGGACACUGGAAGAUCACACAGAUUCUUUUGGAAGCUGGAGCAGAUCCUAAUGCAACCACUUUAGAAGAAACCACACCGUUGUUUUUAGCUGUUGAAAGUGGACGGAUAGAUGUGGUGAAGCUACUGCUUCAAUAUGGAGCAAAUGUCAAUGGAUUCCAUUCUAUGUGUGGGUGGAAUUCCUUGCACCAAGCUUCUUUCCAGGGAAACGCUGAGACUAUACAGCUACUUCUUAAAAGAGGAGCAGACAAAGAAUGCCAGGAUGACUUUGGAAUCACACCUUUGUUUGUGGCUGCUCAGUAUGGGAAGCUAGAGAGCUUGAGUAUACUUAUUUCAUCUGGUGCAAAUGUCAAUUGCCAAGCCUUAGACAAAGCCACUCCCUUGUUUAUUGCUGCACAAGAAGGUCAUAUGGAAUGUGUGGAGCUUUUGCUGUCCAGUGGGGCAGAUCCAGAUCUUCACUGUAAUGAAGACAAUUGGCAAUUACCUAUUCAUGCUGCUGCACAAAUGGGCCAUACAAAGAUUUUGGACUUGUUAAUACCAGUUACUAACCGGGCUUGUGACACUGGACCAGACAAAGUGAGCCCUGUUUACUCGGCAGUGUUCGGAGGACGGGAAGAGUGCCUGGAAAUAUUACUGCAGAGUGGCUACAGCCCAGAUGCACAAAUGUGCUUGGUUUUUGGAUUCACUUCUCCUCUGUGCAUGGCUUUACAAAAGGACUGUGAGUUCCUUGGAAUUGUGAAUAUUCUUUUGAAAUAUGGAGCCCAGUUAAAUGAACUUCAUUUGGCCUACUGCCUCAAGUAUGAGAAAUUUUCAAUGUUUUGCUCCUUUUUGAAGAAAGGUUGCCUGUUAGCUUCAUGGAAUCAUACAUCUGAGUUUGUAAGUUAUGCAGUUAAAGCACAGAAAAACUAUAAAGCGUGGUUGCCGCAUCUCCUGCUCGCUGGAUUUGACCCAUUGAUUCUGCUGUGCAGCAGCUCUUGGGUUGACUCAGUCAGCGAUGACACUCUUAUCUUUACUUUGGAAUUUUCUAAUUGGAAGAGACUUCCAUCAGCUGUUGAGAAGAUGCUCUCUGCUCGUGCAAACUCCUCUUGGGCUCUUCAGCAACAUUUGGCCUCUGUUCCAAGCCUAAGCCAUCUUUGUCGUUUGGAAAUUCGGGCCAGUCUGAAAGCAGAACACCUUCAUUCUGACGUUUUCAUCUGUCAGUUGCCACUUCCCAGAACUCUGCAGAGCUAUUUACUUUAUGAAGAGGUUUUGAAGACGAAUGAGAUUCCAGAACCAGCAGCUAUUCGUGAUGGAGAAAGCAGCAGGGCCACCUGACACAGCUCUUUUAAUUCUGUUUAGUCAAAAAGGUGGCUUGUGUGGUUCUUUGGAUUUGGGGAUAAUAGGAAAUGAAAAUGUUUUCAUCUGGGCUUCACAGUUCUCCUCCCCAGUAUUUCGAACCUUACCUCAUCCUGCCUUACUUUUUUUAUAUCUCCAAUGCACAUUGUGUGUAAUAUACGUUUACCUGACCAUUGUCUGCUUUAUUCUGCUAAUGAACUGUGAUUGCUGCUAUGGUGCUGGAGGUGGCCUCUUUAACUUGGGAUUCAUGUUCACCUGUGCUGGAAGCCAAGGAUGGAACCCAUAAACUUUCCACUAAGAAUAUAUAACAACUGUGCUUUUGAAUCAUUUACUGUAGUCAUUUUGUUUAGUAUGAAAAUCUUCAGUGUUUAUAAAAAGAAAUUUUCCUGCAUUGUCCUAAUCUGUCCUCAUUUCUUAACUUGGACAUAUUUUUUCUUUGUUUGUUUGUUUUGCUUUUUGAAACAGGGUUUCUCGGUGUAGCCUUGGCUGUCCUGCACUUGCUUUGUAGACUGGUCUACAAACUCAGAAAUCUGCCUGCUCUACUUCCCCGAGUGUUGGAAUUACAGUCGAGCUCGGUGGCCCCGUGAUUCGUGGCUAACUCAGACAUUUUUAUGAGGUGUUGAUAGUCUUGCAUUUUCACAUGUAAAUUCAGGGGGAUUCUUCUUUUAAAGAGCAUAGAAAGUCAUAUUGCUGGUCUCCCACCCCCAGUUCCUUUCUGUACACUCUUUAUUGCAAAAAUAUACCCCAUUUGUAGUCUGCAAAGACAGGAACAUACUCAGAGGCAUACACAAUAUAAAAAAUGAUCAGUUUUAGAAGUGUUUUACUGCACUUAGAAUAUUAAUAAGGAAACUGCUGUCCAGGCUCUACUUCUUUGCUGUUAUGGAGUGAUCAGCCCGUGACCGAAAAUGAUGGAUCCUAGAGCAAAAGCGAGGGCUGGAAGAGCCAGGGGUGAAAGAGACCUCAGGUGGUGGUGAGCUCAGCUAGAGUAGACUCUCAGCAGGCAGAUUUCAGUGAGGCAGGUUUUUUAAAUGGGGAAACAAAAGAUACUUAAACCUUUGGGUGGUGGGUAGGAGCUUUCAGGGCAAGUGUAUAUUAUUGGCUUGGGCCAUGGUGCUGGGAUGUGUCAUUUGCAUAAGAAGCAUUGGAGGUGCUGCUGGACAUGACCUUAGAAGAGAAGAGGACGUUUAACCUGGCUACCAGGCUGUGUUAUUAUCUAGAGUGGGGCAAAAGUGGGAUCACAGGCCUACUUGGGCUGGGACAUGCAGUCCUGGGGGCAGGGGAGGAGGGCAUCCUACUCCUGCUGAUCUCAGCGUGAGAUUUCCAGCAUUUGGACAUGCCUCAACCUCACUCUUGCUCUGGUCUGGCUCCUCCUGUUCCACGGCUCCCAACCCCACAGGAAACCUGAAUGGGACAUUCAUAGAGCACCAUGUGUAGAGAAAGAAAGGUACACAUUUCAGUUAUUAGUGCUAAAUAUGACAGCCUUUAUUCAGCUCCAGAAUAAGAGGGCAGCUUUGUUCCUAUGAAUCAGUAAUGGUUAAUUAUAUUCUAUUUUUUCUGGAUGUAUUUUCAGACCAUUGAUGAAGUAAGAACCUUAGCAUCCUGCCUUUCUUCCCCUUGUAAGUUUUUUGUUGUUAUUUUUUAAUACUCUCUUUCUUCCCCUUGUAAGUUUUUACAACUGUUUUUUCUAAAGCUCGAGUCAAGAAAAAUCAAACAUGGUCAAGUCAGUUGUUUGAGGAACUGGAAGCUAGCCUUAAGAGGAAGGUACCAGGGUGAUUCUGUCCUAUGACAGGCAGCACAGGCUGGUUUCCACAGGAAGCAGGUCUUCAUCUCCUGCCAGCAACCGAUAGCUGGGCGGAUCAGCUGGGCCCAUCUGAUAGGCCCUUCAAAGAAGCAUGCUGAAGGUGAACUUCAUGGAAUUGAUUGGAAAGACAAGCUCAUUCUUCACAUUCAAGUCUAGCUUGUUGAGGGUGUAUUGAAAAUCAGGCAGAAUCUGAUCAGUUUAAUAAAGGUAUUCUAAAAUUGUA
Meriones unguiculatus (Mongolian gerbil) is the source of this 3955-nucleotide messenger RNA. It is a transcript of the gene Asb3, whose product is annotated as ankyrin repeat and SOCS box containing 3. Bases 333 to 1910 code for a protein of 525 amino acids. Lineage: Eukaryota; Metazoa; Chordata; Mammalia; Rodentia; Muridae. The record is from RefSeq and is a predicted model, not a curated record. Gene Ontology annotation, cellular component: cytoplasm. Gene Ontology annotation, biological process: intracellular signal transduction. The transcript has 10 exons. Gene Ontology annotation, molecular function: protein binding.